UGACUUUGAAUCAGUCUGUCUUUGGCGCUCGAUCGAAACGUACGAAAAAGUUCUUCGUUGGUAAAACUCAGAAAUUAAUAAAAUAUAAUCAACUCAAAACCGAAAAAAAUUAAAGUAAAACACAGUAGUCACAGCACAAAAGCAAGAAGAAAAAAAGAAGUGCAUACAAUAAAAAAAAGAAAAAAUAAAAAUAAAAUAAAUAAGUAAAAGGACUGUGCAGCUUAUCGCGUGUAUAGCAAAAAAAAAAAGAAGAAACUUAGAUUAAAGAUAAUAAUAAUAAAAUUGAAAAAAAGAAACAAACGAAAGAAUAUCACAGAUAAUCAAAUACUUGAAAAAGGUUCGUGCCAUUCUAUACAAUUAGCCACAUCUAUUUGGCAUACCGUGAAAAGCACAAUUUCAGUGUUAUUAUCUAGUUGCAUACACUCGCGAUUCUGUGCUCUCUGUGUGUUUUUCAACCCACUGACGCUUUCCUUCAUUACGCCCCACACGCAGCGAUCCAAGCGAAGCUGAAAACACUCGCCUGCUAAAAAGUGGCAGCAAACCGCGGAUAUUGAUUAUAAAAAAGAAAUCCGUUCACAUUUAUAUAAACUACGUGAAUCGCGUUUACGUGACUUAUAUCAAGGCGAAAUAAUGGCUGGCAAUUACGCUAAAGAUCCUUUGAACCCAUCCCACGGUGAUUCUUUGGUAGGUCAAAACUUUCAGGGUUUAAAAUCCCAAGAAGUGCGCGAUUCAAUGGCCCCCAUAAAUGAUUUAAAGUUCCAUUCAAUGACUCUGAAUCAUCCCAAUACUACCGGUUGGGAUGUGCAAACUUCGUCAGAGGUAAGUCCUGACGGACGCGCCUAUCGCACUGAAACCUUGGCCACCACAGAUGGCGUUGAAAAGAUCAACGGAGGCACUGCCGAGUUUCGUGGACGUAACGAGCAGCGUGCCAGUGCUUCCCAUCAAGGUGACGAUAAGAAUUUCGUAAAGAAGGCAUCGGAAAGCUCAAAUACUCAUUUGCAAGAGCAUGUCGUGGUUGGCGAUGAAAAUUCCGGUCGCAGCGAAAUGAAGAUGAGUUCGACCACCACAUCGUCCUCAUCUCAAGUGACCUCGUCAUCUUCGACUGUUGAAUAUGGUGGCGCGGAGCCGUUGGAGGGUAGAUAUAUUACCGAUAAUACCAACCAGCAUCACCAACGUCUUACGCAAGAACAAUACAAUCAGCAACAGCAGCAGCUGCAACGUCAGCAACAGUUGCAGCAGCAGGAAUUCGAACAAACUAAGCAAUAUCAGCAACAACAACAUCAGCAACGCGUGCAACAGCAAACAGAAAUUAAUAGUAAUCGCCAAGAAUCCACCACCAGCCGCAACGUGGAGACUCAACAGACGAGGGAGCAGAGUCGUCGUGUUGUUGAUAUGGAUAAGGCAUCGCCUGAAUAUCAGCAACAUGUGCAAUAUCUCAUGCAACAACCCGGCGAGGUGAUAUCAAACACGGUUGAAUAUCCCAAGCCGAAUGUUAAGAUGAUCACCACCGUUAAGCGUUUGCCUGACGGCACCAUCGUGAAGAAUAAGCGGUACGAAACGGAAGAGUUAAGUCCAACAGUGGAGAGCCAACGCCAACGUACGACAUCUACAACGAGCCAGAGCAGCACUCAACAAAGAAACGAACAACAGCGACGUCAACAGACCGAGGAAAAUGUCUACAAUCGUCAACAAAAUGUGCGCAACAACGUCCAUGACAGCAAUGCUCCCAGGCGACCGGAACACGAUGUCGUCGAUAAUGCUGAGCCAUUCACACGUGCUCCCAGCCAACAGCAGUUGGUGCAAUCCUAUCCCAAUGAAAAUUUUACUGAUGAGGCCACCAAUAUCGAAACGAAAUUCUCAUCUGUUAAGAAAUCAAAUCGUCGUUUCUCCACUGAAACAACAUCUGAGACUAUUGAAGAGUUCACAGAUCAACCGCACUCAACACAUGCGCCCGGUAUUAAAGGCAAGCCAUCGCCCAGCAAAGAUUUCUCCACACAUGGUUUUCCUUCUGUGAAGCCCAACAAGCCGACUCAAGAAUAUCCCACUGAGCGGCCCCAUGGUGCUGCUCAGCCUGAUUUCAGUACUCAUGGGUUUCCCUCAGUGAGGCCAAAUAAACCAACACAGGAAUAUCCAAGCGAUCGUCCUCGCCCUACUGAUGUUGAGUACAUUAAUCAACGUACUGUAGUGGACUCAUAUAAAGCCAGUCCAGUUGACGCGCCACAUGGGUUUCCAGCCGUAAGACCAAACACAAAUUUAACAACAACUAAAGAUGGCGAUGUCAUUAUUGUAAGUUCGGAAUCGACGCGCAGCUCAAAAUAUAAGACCAACGCUGAGCGUGUUAUCGAAACUGAAGUGGUAAUUGAUGGCGACUCCAGCGGUCGGACUCAAAAGCUUACACAACCUGAAAACUUUCCUAACCGUGGGUUUCCCGCUAUGAGAGAUACACCAGCAGGCAAUAGAGAUUCCCCCAGACAUGGCGUACCUGCCAGGGAUUACCCAAGUAAUGUACCAGAUUACUCAACAAAUGGUUUUCCAUCUACCAGAGAUGUGGUGCGACCAAAUUCCGCCCAACCUAUAACUACCAGAAGUGUCGAUCAAGAUGGCAACAUCGUCACAGUGGUGAGUUCUGAAACAAAGAAAACUAUAAAGCAUAAUACGAACCGGGAGCACAUUAUCGAAACAGAAGUUGUAGGUGAUAAUGAGCACUAUACUCCGUCGGGCCUACGACAACCAGAUAAAAUUACAUUUCCACCUACGCCCCAACCAGGAGAUUUCGGUACACAUGGUUUUCCAUCUGUAAGAGACUCGGCGCCCACAAACGAUUACCGACGUCAAGGCACACCAACUCGAGACUAUCCAAGCAGUCCACGUAAACCACAACCAACCGAAGAUUUCUCCACGCAUGGCUUUCCUUCGGUAAGAGACUCGGCACCAGUCAGAGGUGGCACACCGUCACGGGACUACCCUAGUAGCCCUCGUCAGCAACAGCCAAGGGAAGAUUUUACCACACACGGUUUCCCAUCUGUACGAACACCCAAUAAAUCUGGACCGGAUUACUCAAGCCCAAGUGGAGGCUAUCCUUCAACCAAGGAUACUAGUGCGCCCAAAUUGACGCCAACCCCACCAAGAGUACCGCAACCGAGCUCCACGGCUACACGCAAAUCAACAACCACAACAACGGACUCUUCACAACGCCUGAUUUCCAAGGAGCGAGAUGUCGAUGCAACACAUCGUGCCUUUGCUGCUUCCCUAAGGAGCUCUUCGCCAGCGGAUAGCACCGAUCAUCAUCAUCGCACCACACCACGCUCCAGUGUGUCAUCGACUAGAACUUUCAGACGUGAUGGCCGCGAAGGAUCACAUGACAGCGAAACGAGCCGCUUCAGUUCGGGCACAGUUACGCGUUCUUCGCCAAGUAAGAGUGUUGGUAAAACUGUCGUUACAAAGCAAACUGUUGUUAAAACACGUAACGUGAAUGGUUCUAACGAAACAAUUGAUUUAACACCCCAGCAGCGCCCCACUAAAUCGCCAUCGCCUACCAAGACCAUAACGACGACCACCACACGCACCACAACAACAGCAGCAACACCCAGAAAGAGUCCAGCCGGCGAUGUGCCAAAAUCAGUCUAUCCUUCAGAUAAUCAAACAAAAUCUAAGCCAGCCGCAAACACAUUUCCUACUAUUAUUAACGAACCACUAACCAUCACAAAAACCCACUUUACCGCAAAUGACGCCAGCUUCCUCGGAAACGAGGUGGUCGAGGAGCCAUGCUUAAAAAAACACUUUUACAAACUUGGUCCGUCCGACAAAGCAACAACAAAUCAUGCUGACGAGAGGUCACCAUAUUCACCAACAGCACCCAGUAAUCAUUCACAUCGCACUCAUCCCAAAACUAAAUCACCAGUACGGGAUGAUUUCGAUGAUGUUAACCACGAAGAGCCCAUCCAUAAACAACCACUAAGUUCAUCAGUAAUCGAACCUAAACAACGUAAUCGUUUACCAACCGGACCCAGUCCGACCGGUAGUAGACCGCAAACCAUUUGUCAACCAAACUCGAAAGAACCCAGUGUUGAGCGUAGGACUGUUGUGAGAGAAAGUGAAUUCGAAAAUACUGAUUGGCAAAAUACAAUUUUAAAUACAAAUGAAAAACCAUAUCCUGUGAAGAGUGAUUUACCGACACGGCAUGAAAACGAACCACGAACUGAUGAUGAGUACAUUGACGAGUGCACCCUUGGAGGAGAAACACCAAUUGAUACCUCGGAUUAUCCCGUAAUAAGAGAAGAUACAAAGAGACGACCAACUCGCAUAAAUAAAACAGAGACCACAACAAUUGAGAGCAAGCGAAAGGAAAAAUUACGUACAAAUGAAGAAAUUGAGUUAAGCGAGGAAUGCGUUACAAUAAAACCACAAAGCAAAGAACCCACAGAGCGAGCAGGCAAAAAGCCAACUUCCAGGCAACCGUCAGAAACUGUAGGUAAAAGACCACAAGCAGAACCUGUUAAUAGAAGACCCACUGAGGCAGAACCAACUGGUCGUACUCGUGCUAUCAAGAAACCAGUAGACAGUUCACCUAGUCCAACGAGAAAAAUACCUGAUACCACGAGUUCAAAGAUAACGUCAACAACUACAAUAAUGAAAACGACACGCAAAGACAGCACGCGUAUGACCGAUGAUGACAAGCAACCAAAAGAAACUGCACCCAAAAAGCCAACGGAUAGGAAACCUAGUGAUACAGGAAAAGUACCGAUUCACUCUGAAAGUAGCCCGACCAGAAAACCUACUGGUACAUUUACAACCGUGCGCAAAGUGGAUAUUCAGAAACAGCCUGCGGGUCGAAAGCCCACACGUGAAUACCCCACAGAGCCCAACAAUAAAGUCACAAAAAAUGAGAGUCCAGAGCGUAGUCCGACACGUCGAACAACCGAAAGAGCGCAAAUAAUUACAAAACAAGACACACGCAAAGUUGACUCAUAUUCCGUGGAAGAUUACGAACAGUCGGAGGAGCCGGAGUUGGAUGAUGUGACGUAUACAACUCGUACAACGAUUAAAACGGUAACACGCGAGGGAAACGCUUCACCAUCUGCAACGUAUAAACAACCUAAAGAUAGCAACAAGAGGCCACUGGAGGAAAGACCGAUAAAACCUUGCGAAAAGCAGUCACCAUUUUCUAAAAGUGAAAUACCCAUACCAAGCGAUGAGGAGUCUACGCCGACUGGUGGAACUCCUGAAAGUAAAGUGGUAUCAGAGAAAACCACGGAAUCCAUGGACAUAAAAAGUAAGAAAACACAGCUUACAACAACAACUGUGAAGAAUAUCCCGAAUGAAAAAUACCAGCCGGGGCCGAAAAGUAAGCCUUCGAAGCCAGAAUAUAGUGACAUGGACGAUGAGCAGGGUACUUUGCAAACCAUCGAGAAAAUAACUAUCGAAACAAACCGUACUAAGAAGCCGCACCCCAAUAUUGAUUAUGAUGUUUACGUUUAUGAGAACGGAAAACAACCUGAGGAUGAACUCGUCCCAAAUGAGCCACUCAAGAGCGAACCGUCAGCGCGAGAAAGCAAUGGAAAACCAAAACAGUCUUUCAAAACGAUCGAUUCUCAGGUAGAGCAGGAAUCCUCUGACACUGAAAAUGUGCGAACUUCAUUUUUAACCACUCAAAUCAAUAAGAUAGUUACCGAUGAAACGGAACCAAUUCAAUUGACACACCGUACGACUUAUGACGAAAAUAAGAGAGUUAAAGAACUUUUCAGUGAGGUCGAUGAUACGAAUAUAACAAAGAAUGUAAACGAAGAGUUCAUAACCUUCGAACGAGAAGUGCGAGAUCGAGAUGCACCUACGGAAAACUCCUUUAGAACGACAACGUCACAACCAGAGCAUUCCGAACCGAUUACAAAACGAAUGAAACCAUUAGGCGAUCGCAAAACGCAACCGCCACAAGAUCUUGAGCCAAGUCGACCAUUUGAGCGGGAACCCAAAUCGAAACCGGCAGAUAAGCAGCCACUAUCCGUGCAUACAGGUGACAAUGAGACAACGUUUACGGACUUAAAUACCUUGAAAACCACUUCAGUUACAACUACGGUGAAGAGAGAUGAACAAGAGAGACCUUAUGCACCUGAACAACCACGUGAAACGAAACAGUCGAAAGUUCAGGAACCAAAAGAGCUAGAACCGUCUGGGGUCGAUUUAGGUGACACUGAAGAGGACUCAGUGGAAUUGUUUGGAACCACUACAACGAUUAUAACAAAGAAAACAACUCGUAAAGACGAUUUGCUGACUACCGUCGAUGAUGAAGAGCGUGAUAAUGGGGUACCUGACAAAAAGAAACCUGAUGAUGAGAAGCCAAGUGAUAGUGGACCGAACAAACAGAAACCUUUGAAAACUUAUUUCGAUAAAACUAAACCAAACGACACUGAACGCAAGCCCUCUCCUACAGGUAAAACCUUGGAAACUAUUACUAUUACCACUAGUACCGUAAAUAUGGUUGGUGAAAAGCCGUACCCUGAAGAUAUUCAGCAGCCGAGUGAGCCUUUUGAUAAACUUACAGAAAAAAAUCUCACUUCGGAUGAGACAAAACGAGUGGAAGAACUUUUCAAAACUACUACUAAAUCUAAAUACAUAGAAGAUCACAAUGAAGAAUUUAUAGCUAAGGAAAGACGAACGAAGGAAACUCCAGAUGGUGCCUUCAUAUCGAAAGCUCCUGAGCCUGAACCAAGCUCACCGAGUUUCAGGAAGAAAGGUGUUAGUCCCAGGGAGACCUUUGAAGACCGUUGUCGCCAAAUACUAGGUAUGGAAAACUAUGGAGACACUCCUGGCACAUAUACGAAAAGGCCUGAAAAUGUGCCUGCACAAAAAGAACCGAUUACCGCAAACGUCACUGAGUUCGAGGUAAAAAUUGAAGACUGUGAGGAUGAUGAGCCCAAUUAUCUGAAUAAUAUUAAAGAAUCAAUCAAGCCACAGAAAAAAGAACCUUCGACUACAUUUGAUAAGCCGCAGAAAUAUACAAAUCUUGAUAUAUCUGAUGAAGACCUCGUAGAGGAAGUAGAAUGUGUGCGUACAGAUACUGUGGUGCCAUUUAAGAGAAGCUCUCCCGAGCCGACAGAGGCCCCUGCUAAAUUUAACCGCAAAACAACUAAAGUUUCCAAGAAAGAUAUAAAUGAAGAAGACAAUGAGCACAUUGUCUCCAAGACCACUUCCAAGCUAGCAAGGAAAGGCUCAAAGCCAACACCUAAAAAGGAAAAAUUAGGCGAUGACGAGCCAGAGGAGACUUCAUCUAGUGAAUCAGAAAUACCCGAAAAAGAAACAGAUGAAGAAUCUCAGCCAGAUACAGUUGUGUCGAAGAGAGAUAUGCGUUAUACGGAAGAAAUUGAAAUUGAGGAGAACACAAAUUUGAUUGAGAUCGACGAAAAGCAGCAACCUGUGAAGUCAGCUCAAAAACCAGGGAAAAGUCCAACUAGAAAGCCAUCAGAGCCUGAAAUUAGACGUAAAACAUCACCUUUGCGGCCACAACCAUCCGGCCCUUCCACAGUUACCAACACUAUAGAAUCGAAAACAAAAACCCGUGAUUUAAAUAGGAUUACAAAAGUAGUAAAUGAAACGAAGCCAACAAUGAAAUCAGCUGAUUCUCCAGAUAAACAUUUUGUUGUCAAGAAAGAUAAGCCUGCAUCGCCAACAAAGCCACACACAGAACGUAUCCCAAGCGGUAAAGGUUUUACUACUCCCACUAAAAAACAACAGAAACCGAAUGACUCUCCAACCUCUACAAUUAAGGAUCGCUUACGCUCCGCCACUCGCAAUAGAAAACCUUCCGAAACAGAAUCGGAAUCUUCUCUUGAUGGUAGUCCUACUCGUCAUACCGAGCGUAGACGUUCCAGUAAUAUUUCGGUCCACACCGAAAUAAUUAUUGACCACACUGCACCAAAAUCUCCAAAGCCUGACGAAAAGACACCUGAAAAGCAUACACCAUCGUCAAAGAAAGCCACACCAAUUAACGCCACAUCACCCACUAGGCCGUUCCGUCGUUUUCCAGUGACCGAGCGUAAAGAAUCUGCGCCCGUACCUAGUGUUACACGCAAGGAUAAGGAUGCCAAGAUGACCCGUUCCACAAGUGAGAAGGUUAUGAAAGUUACUGAGAAACCUUUGCGAAAAACCGAUUUACACACAUUGGCACCAAGUCCCACUCCGAAAGUUGACAAAAGACCCAAUAAGUGUUUCACUACAAAAACAAUAAAUCUGAGCACCAGUGAUAAACUCAUCAACAGCGAAGAAAUGGAAAAUGUCAUAAUCGAUAUACAACAUGCUAAAAGUUCGCGUGAGCCUUCACCUGACAAAAUCAUACCUACACCGGUACCAGUUCAUUUAGAUACAGGUAAACCGCGAUAUCCCGAUGUUGUACAAGAACCCGAAGAUGAGCCACGGAAGAAACCGGUCAUUACAAACAUACCAAUCUUCGAAGAAGACUCUAACGAAUACAUUCAGUGCCACAUUUCAGAAGUCCAGACGAAAUUGAUAGAUUUGAAGGAAGAUGACAUACUGGAUAAUCCCACCAUCGAGGCUCCGAAAAGUCUUGACUAUCCAUCGAUCGACAAACCUGAUGAUGAUUGUCUUUUGAGCGUGCAUGAGAAGGUUUCCAAAUUCACGCAUACAGCUGAAGAGAUUAAAAAACCAAAAGCAUCCAGUCCGUUUAGCAGAGAGUUCGAUAAAACGCCACUCGUGCCGGAAAAUGACGAGUGUCUACUGACGGUCGAUGAGAAAGUCAGCAAGUUCAUUAAGACAGCCGAAGAGGUAUCGAAACCAAUUACACCACUAAGAGAGGUGGAACGACCAAGUUACACCGAUUUAGAUGAAGAGUUGCAGAGAGAUGAUUGCACCUUGUCCGUUUCACAAAAAGUGAACAAGUUCUUAAGUACUGCGGAGAAAUUGGCACCCACAGCGCCACAAAGGUCACCCGAGCUGGUGGCAAAGAUUGAACGCACCAUUUCGAAACAGAGUGAGCCGGAAUACCCUGAGGGAUUUAGUGAUGAUGAGCUGACACCGUUUUCACAGAAUCACACCAUCGAAUUGGAGAAACGACGUCAAAAAGAUAUACUCUCUCGACCAAGCGUGUUUGAGAAUACAACGAAAAUAGAUCAACGUAACAAUUACACAAAGGAAGAAGUUACCACUGUCAAAAGCACAACCAUAGCUUCCGAAUUUGAAGAAGUAAUACCGCAUACCAGGGACCACACAACGAAGAUUGAGUUGAAGCGUCAGAAAGAUAUUUUAUCCAGACCCUCUAUAUAUGAUAAGAGCUCAAAACCAAGACCGCAAUCUCCCAACAAACGUGAGCCCACGAGUCCAACGAAAAAACAACAACCAUUGUUGACUAACACAAAGCAAGUUGAGUACACAGCAAAAAGAACAAUUGCACAAGAUAAUGAGAAGUUUGAAAGUCGUAAUGAACGUAAGCCUUCAACUCCAACAAUCAAGCAGGAGAGCCGUAAGAGUCCGACAAAACCUUCUACAGUUGCCGUUACCAGAUCACAUUUUGAGCCCACUGAUAAUAAGAAAGCACCACUGAAGAAUUCUAUAGAGCCAAAAACGGAUAGACUACCUUCUACGCUUACCAAUGGUCGGAAACCAGUGAACGAACCGAAACCGAUAGGUAGAAAACCUUCAUCGGAUUCUAUCACAAAUUCUUCCUAUCCGAGCAGAUGUCCCGCAGCACCAGCAGAUCAUCAAUCUCCACAAGGCAGACCACGCAAGCCCGCCACAGAGCCUGACAGCCAUUACCCAAACCGAAAGCCAUUUACUGAAUCUGAGAAAAACACACGUGAUUAUGAAACAAUCGAAUCGGAAACUGAGUUUACUACAACAACUCGGCGCCGAAGCUCGUCAAAGACAAAAGAUUACCUAGAAACUGUGCAAACUGAAAUCGAACGGUUUUCGCCAACUCAAAAAGAGCCUACAACACGUAAAACUCCCACACAGGAAAAACCCCAAAAACCAAAAAUUCUCUCACACAGUCCUACCCGAAAAGAUUCAACCAAUAGCACCACUAAAGUUAAUCAUGUAACUGAGCGCACAAUUCAGCACAAUUCACCUUCAGAUUGUUCUGAUAUUGAAAUCAUUGAAACUGUUAUAGAACGUCCGGCACAAGUCAAAACGCCCACAGCUACAACAACACCUCUUGGGCGUACACGCAUAGUACCCGAUACGGUUGCUGCUCGCCGCAAUAUUUUUGAAAAUAAUACCACUCCGAAGGGGAAGAGACCAAGCGAAAGCAGCUCACCGUCACCAGUUGGCAGACGUCCCUCUUAUAUGGAGCACACCGUGAGCUCUCUGGAGCAUAUCCGGCGUGAUUCUUUAGAAGUGAACAAGCAUAACUAUUCACGCAAGUCCUCCAUUGAAUCGGAGACCAAUUAUGAACGCAAACCCAAUUCGGCGGUGAAGUUCGAUGUGCCACAGAAGCCUCAACGCACCGCCAGUAUACCAGAGGAUAUUGAUGUUGAGAACAUCUUCGAUUUGGAAGUCUUGGAAAGUCUCUUGGAGACGGUCACCUCAUAUGAACUGAGACGCAGAAUUCGUGCGCAAAUACGUUUGGUUAAGAAAAAUGCAAUCAACACUAAUACGGUUGACAAAAGGAAAACUGAAACUAAAACAUCUAAGUCCAUUAGCUCAACUCAUAAAACAUCUACUUACACAUCAAAUGUGCAUCAUGAAGAAACUGACACUAUUAAUGAGAACAUAAAAACAAAGCGGCCAUACGAGAGUAAGACCAGCCCAAAACGUCCGCAAGAGGGGCCAAAAGUUGGGAAGUUAACAGAAAACGGACCAGAAAAAACAUCAACCAGUCUUGGCAAGACAUCCCGUGCACAAGAUAAACUUCGUCGUGAUGAAGAGAUUACAACAAAAACUUCCACAUACGUCAAAACAGAUAACGGUCGCACCGAAAGUCCACAGAGCCCUAGAAGGUUAUCACCCAUACGUCAUCGUAGCCCCGAAACGAAAACUUCACAGCAAGAAGUUGUGAAAGAGCUACGGCGUACCUCGGGUUCAUCAAUGUCCACACAUAAAGAGUACGUAACAAAUGAGCAAGUGGACUAUUCAGAAGAGAAAUUCAACAGCUCCCGACGUGUUGAACAGCGCACUGAUCGUAUUCAGAAAGAACAAAGCCGUGAUCGUAGUUAUAGUCCAGAAUCGAAGAGCCCCAUCCGAGACAACAGAAAAAGUUACGACGUAAAAACCAAGACCACGCCCAACACGCGUAAUAAAAGUCCGGAAGCGAGAAGGCCAACUUAUCAGCGCACAGCCAGUCCGCCAGGCAGAACUCCGAAACAACGAGACGAAUCAUAUAACAUUUCGAAGGUAACAACAGUCAAGACCACAAAAACACGUUCACCUGAGCGCAAAUCUAGCAAACCCAAUACUGAUGAAAACACACCAAUUUGGGUCGAUCGUAAAAAUCUGCUCAAGAGUCCAAGUAGUGCGCCACGUAAAGUGCCAGCUUCGCCGUCAACACGAGCCACGACAACCAAGAGCACCACAUCGAAAUCGACGAGUCAACGUCAAACACAGAAUAGAAACUUCGAAGAGGACUCAAUCACAUCCAGCUAUGGCAUUGGACCGACCGACGAAAAUGGUCUACCAUUAUUCGGUAUUAAAGCGUUGAAGAAGAAGAAGCCGAGUCAGCCCUGUGAAGCAACUGAAGAAGUCACAGGCUAUGUCAUCGAGGAGAAAUACUACUCUGAUAGCAAAACAAAGCCGAAAGUUGAACGAAAGGAGUAUAUUUAUUCAACAAACGCAGAUGAACUCGAAGAAAUAAAGAAAACCAUUGAGCAGAGUCGUAAGUCUAUAGAUGAUGAUGUUGAAAUUGUGAGAAAAGUUGAAAGGCUCAAUAAGGAUCAACUUUUUGACAAACCCGAAGCCAUAAUGCCAGAUACAGAGGACUUCACAUCAACAUCGAGCAAAUAUGUUCGUCGUGGCUCUGUGAAGGAGCUGAGCGAAAAAUUCAUACGCAAAGAGUCUACACAAUCGUUGACAGACAAAUCUGGUGGCUAUCCGAAAGCCGGUUUGAUACUGCGUACCAGCCGUGGACCCUCAACAGAGCCAAGUAGUGAUGGCUAUGAGAUAACCACUGAGAAAUAUACCACAACAUCCAGCGGUGGUCAUGGUUAUCGCUCACUUGGCGGAGAGUCCGAUGAUGAGCACAACGUGUUGCUGCGUCAAAACCAAACUCGUCGCACUUUUGCCGACUAUGGCGACAAGGAAGAUGAGCAAUGCCAUUUGAGUAGUACUCGUUCGUCCACCACCAAGUCGACGCGUUCAUUCCUUAAUAGCAGCGAUGAAACGAAAGUGGUGACCAGUGUUGACGAUGCCUUGGAGCGUAUGCGUAAUGCGGAUUAUGUUGUCGAGGUUGGCGACACGGCUGAGGAUCGUGAGGCGCGUUCUUUAUUGAAUAAAUUUUUAGGUGCUAGCGUUAUAAUGAAGGGCGUUGAGAGUGUUUUACCUACUUCGAAACAAACAACAACUACUACCAUUACUAAAACUUCUUACGCCGAUGGUGAUGACGAUGGCGAUUGCGAUCUACUCAAGAAUAAAGCGGUGAAAACCACACGCAUAACGAAAACGACCAAGUCUGGAAGCUCUUCAACACCAGUUACCCGUACAACUUGUGAUAUCGAGGAGAUCUGGGACGAAGAAAUCUUAAAGGAAUUGCUUGAACAGGCCACAACAUACGAAGAACGCCGGAAGAUACGCGCGCGUCUACGAGAUUUAAUGGCGGAACGUGAAGAGAAAAAAGAUUUGAAAUCGGGUGAGUUAUCUGAUAACGCGCCAGAAGUCGAUGAAAGCAGUUCUAGUGAGUACGAGGAGAUCAUUGAGGAGGUCACUGUCACCGAUUACAGUGACGCUGAAGGCGAUCUUGCGGAAGAAGAACAAGUAAUAGCAGUAGAGAAUUCAAACGAAGACAACGCAAGUAAAAAUAAAGAACUUUCAAAGAACCUAGAAGAAGAACAAGAAGAAGUUAAAAAAGAAGAAAUCACUGUCGAAAAUAUCAAAGAAAAAGAGGGAGAUAAGUUAGUUGAAGAAGUUGUUAAAAAAGUUGAGGAACUAAAAGCUGAAGCGGAGCUUGAAGGCGCUGAAGAUAGCGCAAUUUCACAUUCAAACUCUACCGAAGCGUGCGCCGCAGAUAAAACCGACUCGAAAUCUGUCAAUGACGACAAGGAGCAACAAGCCGCUACAUCGACCACUGAGAAAACGGAAACCAAGGAAAAAGAUGGCGCCGUUGUGACUACAACAACGAAAGUUACAACACGCACUGUAACCGGCGCUGGCGGCACUGCAGCCAAGCCAGUUUCACCGUUUGCGAAAUUCCGUCAGUUGGACAAACAAAGCUCACAGCAAUCUCCAAAAUCACCGUCAACACCCACCACUCCCGGGGGCACCGCAGCCUCACCUUCCGGUUCCGCACGUAUAUUCCAAUUCACAGAUCCGGCAUUAAAUGCGCGAGCGGCCACUGUUAAGGAACAGCUGCUGCAGUGGUGUCAAUCGAAAACACAGGAAUAUGAGAACGUCCAAAUAAGCAACUUUAGUGCCAGCUGGUCAGAUGGCUUAGCAUUUUGUGCUCUAAUACAUCACUUCUUGCCCGAUGCCUUCGAUUAUACUCAAUUAACACCCAAAAACCGAAGACAGAAUUUUGAAUUAGCUUUCACCGUGGCCGAUGAGAAAGCUGGCAUAGCGCCACUACUUGAUGUCGAGGAUAUGGUAGAGAUGAAACGACCUGAUUGGAAAUGUGUUUUCAUCUAUGUGCAAAGCAUCUACCGUCGCUUUCGUAAUUGCCAAUAAAAUAGGAAUCAAAAACCAAAUGCAAUAACACCUACGACAUACACAACCAACCACACAUAACCACUGCGGUCACUAUUACUACAUAUAUAUAUACAUAUGCUAUAUACACUUACAUAUAGAAUACUGAUAUACAUAAUAUAUAACUGUUUACUAAUCCACAUUUGCCAUGAAACAAAUUUGAUGAAGAAAAAAAGAAGCACAAGAAUGAGUGGGGACUAAAAGAGUUGAACCAAAAUAAUCCUCGAAACUUGAAAUAUUUUAAAUAAUUCUUCUUGAACAUAUGAUUAUUGGGAAAAAAUGUAUUUGUGAUUUGCGCCAUUCUUGCAGAGCAAACAUGUAUAUAAUCCUUCGUGUUAUGGUCAAUUAAAGUUUUAAAUUGUUUUUAAAUAAACUGAAUUUGACAAUUAAUUAAUAGAUUAAAUUUUUGUGAAAAAUUUACGCAUACAUAAAUACAUAUGUUUGUGGGCGUAGGCUUUGUUAGAAAAACGGAUUGAUAUUUCUCAAGAAUUUAUGCGCUUCGGUGCAAAAGAAAACGAUUUCAAUUAAACUAUCGUUGUUGUUGGUGCAUACAAACCUAAAAUUGUUAUGAAACUACUUUUUGUUUGCUUUUAUAUUUGUAAAAUAUAAGACAGACAGCGAAAAUAUAAGGAUAUUAUUGAUGAUACAUAAAUACCACAAUACAUACAUAUAUAUUCAAACAAUCACUCACCUACAUAUAAAUGAAAUAAAAAAAAAAUAUAAAAAAAAGUUAUGUAUAGUUGUAAAAUUUAUGAAAAAUCUAUACAAACAGACAUACAUACGUUUCGAUUUAAUACAAUACAUGUGAAAUCACGCCUUUAUACUAACAUAAUGUUAAAUACAAAUAAAUAUACACACGUUUAAAUUAAAGAGAAAAAAAAUUAAAUACGAAAUUUUUUCAUUAGCUCGCGGCUGCAGCUGCAGGCAUAAAUCCAUUACUACAUACAUUUACUCGUCCAUAUAUGUAUUUAUAUUUGUAUAUGCAUAACAAAUACACUCACUAACAUAAUAAUAAAUAAAUAAAAAUCCUUUGUGUAACUACAAUUAUUAUGUAUUCAAAUUAUAUAUAAAGUGAUUAACCUCUCGAUUAAUUUUAUUCGAACAAUUCAAAUUUUUUGUAUAUUUCGCAGCUGGAUUAUGUAAAAUUUCCGUAUGAUAUUAAACUUAAAGAAUAUGUAUUUAUGAUAAUUUCAUUUUACGAUUUUUUAUAUCUUUUCAAUUUAAAAAAAAAAUUUGUUUUUGUUUGUACUGCUACUAAUUGUUGUUACGAAAAUAUAGAAAUUAACAUUUUCAAGCUACAACAAAAA
This is a messenger RNA of Ceratitis capitata (Mediterranean fruit fly), 15140 nucleotides long. RefSeq names its product smoothelin-like protein 1. Bases 631 to 13815 code for a protein of 4394 amino acids. Gene Ontology annotation, cellular component: microtubule organizing center; filamentous actin. The transcript has 17 exons. Gene Ontology annotation, molecular function: protein binding. Gene Ontology annotation, biological process: actin cytoskeleton organization. The record is from RefSeq and is a predicted model, not a curated record. Lineage: Eukaryota; Metazoa; Arthropoda; Insecta; Diptera; Tephritidae.